Messenger RNA from Octodon degus (degu), 1386 nucleotides. RefSeq names its product doublesex and mab-3 related transcription factor 1 (gene Dmrt1). Bases 1 to 1104 code for a protein of 367 amino acids. Lineage: Eukaryota; Metazoa; Chordata; Mammalia; Rodentia; Octodontidae. Gene Ontology annotation, biological process: regulation of transcription by RNA polymerase II; sex differentiation. The record is from RefSeq and is a predicted model, not a curated record. Gene Ontology annotation, molecular function: RNA polymerase II cis-regulatory region sequence-specific DNA binding; DNA-binding transcription factor activity, RNA polymerase II-specific. Gene Ontology annotation, cellular component: nucleus. The transcript has 5 exons.
AUGCCCAACGAAGACGCCUUCGGCAAGCCCUCCGCGCCAGCCGACACCCCGCACGGCACCGGGGUGCCGCCUCAGGGCAAGGCGGCCGGCGGCUUCGGCAAGGCGGCGGGAGCGCACUUGGGGGCCGCAGGCGGCUCUGGCGCCGGAGGCAGCGGGGCGGCGUCGGGCCUGGGCGCCGCGGGCAAGAAAUCCCCGCGGCUGCCCAAGUGCGCACGCUGCCGGAACCACGGCUAUGCGUCCCCUCUGAAGGGCCACAAGCGCUUCUGCAUGUGGCGGGACUGCCAGUGCAAGAAGUGCAACCUGAUCGCCGAGAGACAGCGCGUGAUGGCCGCGCAGGUGGCCCUGAGAAGACAGCAGGCACAGGAGGAAGAGCUGGGCAUCAGCCACCCCAUCCCCCUGCCCAGCGCUGCGGAGCUGCUUGUCAAGAGGGAGAACGCUGGCAGCAACCCGUGCCUGAUGACCGAGAGCAGCAGCUCCUCGCAGCCUGCGCCAGCCAGUAUUCCUGCUGCUGCGGCCUCAGAGGGUCGCAUGAUCAUCCCGGAUGUGCCUGUUGCAGCCAGCAGAGGGCACGUGGAGAACGCGCCUGACCUGGUUGCAGAUUCCACCUACUACAGCAGCUUUUACCAGCCGCCGCUGUUCCCGUACUACAACAAUCUGUACAACUACCCGCAGUACUCCAUGGCCUUGGCUGCUGACUCCUCUGCUGGGGACAUGGGAAGCUCCGUUGGGGGAUCCCCUGUGAAGAACAGCCUUCGGAGCCUUCCAGCACCAUAUGUGCCUGGCCAGGCAGGAAACCAGUGGCAGAUGAAGAACCCGGAGAACCGCCACGCCAUGAGUUCCCAGUACAGGAUGCAUUCUUACUACGGGCCGCCCUCCUACCUGGGCCAGAGCGUGUCCCAGAUCUUCACCUUUGAGGAGGGCCCAUCUUAUGCGGAACCAAAAGCAAGCGUUUUCUCGCCGCCCAGCAGUCAAGAUUCUGGCUUGGUUUCCCUGUCCAGCAGCUCUCCUAUAAGUAAUGAGAGCACAAAGGGGGUGCUCGAGUGUGAGGCUGCGUCGGAGUCCGCCAGCUACGCGGUCUCUCCCGUAGUCGAAGAGGCAGAGUGAUGAGCAGUGUGGCAGCUGCCGGUUCGCGUGGAAUACCAGGCGUAUUCCACUGCCACGGGGUUGGUGGUUCUUCUGUAUCGACUUAACUGUUGAGAACCUGUUUGGUUUGUAUAUUCCUUAAGAGUUUAGGUCAGAGGUUAAGACACUUGUAAUAAAGGGGUUUGACCACCAUCUGCUGCAAGAAUGAAGUGCUUUGCUCACAGAGUUUAAAUUCUAGUGCUUGUUUUUUUUUUUUUUUUUUUUAAUGUCACUGGUUCAAAUGUAGCAUUCAGAAAUACAGUA